AGUGAUAAUCUAUAAAAUUGGUUGCUAAGCAAAGUAAAUAGUUCAUGUAUAUAUAUAUUCAAUAGUGUUAAGUUCAAAAUGUCAUUACAGUCGCCAGAAUUAAUAACAAAAGUAUUGUACGGUUUAAAAACCGACGUUCAAGGGAAUGCCCAUUUUAUAACAGAUAACGAUAUUUUAUAUCCGGUCGGCAAUGCCUUGGCAAUUCAUAAUUUUAAUCAACAUAGACAACGUCUUCUUCAUUUAUCUGACAAACAUCACGUAAAUAUAAUUGCAGUAACACCUAACAAAAAAUAUGUCGCUCUUUGUGAAGCAGGAGACAAACCUACGAUAUCAAUCUACGACCUGAAUCAACUGAAACGCAAAAAAUCUUUGGUUAUUCCAUAUGAUUGUCCGGGAGUGACCAAAUUCUCAUGCGUUUCUUUUAGUUACGACAACCGAUACUUGGCAGCCAUUACGGGCGAUCCAGAUUCUACGAUGCUUUACUACCUGUGGGAGAAAGGUAAAGUUGAGUCAUCAAUAAAACUGCCGAGCCCUAAUUCAGUUUCUAUGAUAAAUCUUAUCAACUGCAAUCCUGGGGAUGUUGGAAUCGUCGCUGUUGCAGGGCCGCACACAUUCAAAUUAUUAACGGUAUCUGAAACCGUGUGGCGGCCCUACGGAUUCGCGAAAGCAGAUAAUUUGCUGAUAAGUUCAGUCGUUUGGUUGAAUGGUGACCGCUUGUUGGCGGGAACGCGAGACGGAAGACUUUUCUACUUGGACAAUGGGGAAUUGAAAGCUAUUUUCAAUGUAAGGGAUACUGCGGUCAUUAAUCUAAAAACUAGAGACGAAUUUGUGAUUACGCCGACUCCGGAAUCAACGUCGUGGCCCGAAGAAAUACGGUGCCUGGUUUCUUUCCCCAAAGGGUUUGCUUUCGGGUGGGGUAGCCGCACGAUUGUGGUUUUUGAACGUGAAGGCCAGCACAAGUAUCUAAAGAAACAUAUUUUUCGGGUGCCGACCCAGGUCUCGAGUAUCCCGGACUCGGAUUUUUAUCGAAUAAACUCCAUAAACAUAAAUCCCAGCCACGAUCAGCUAAUAGUGACGACCGGAUGGUCUCAACUAUUUCACGUUAGUCUUUAUGAUGAUUCUAUGGACAUGGAAGAAGAGCUCAAGAUAAUGGGCCAAGCAUUGCAUCAAGGCGCGAUCACUAAAGUAGCCAUGUGUGCCUGGAAAUCUGUUUUCAUGACCUGUGGGUCCACGGACAGGAGCGUUAGACUAUGGGACUAUGAAUCUGAGAACCUUGUCAUGAUGAAACAGUACUCAGAAGACAUAUUCUCAUUGUCAUUGCACCCAGUAGGCCUGUUCUGCUUGAUAGGAUUCACGGACAAGCUGAGAUUCAUGACAAUCCUGAUUGAUGACCUGCUACCCACGCGGGAAUUCGCGAUCCGAAUCUGCCAGACCGUAAGCUUCAGUCACGGAGGCCAUUUAUUCGCGGCAGUUAAUGGGAACGUCAUUGAAAUUUAUACUACAGUCACAUUUGCUCAGCAUUUAGUUUUAAAAGGUCACACGGGAAUAAUCCGUGAGCUAGUCUGGUUCCAAUCUGAUCUAAAGCUUGUCACCUGUGGCUACGAAGGUGCCAUUUAUGUCUGGGACAUCAGCACAGGCUUGAGAGUUUCUGAAGCGAUUAUCAAAAAUGUUAAGCUUCACGGAGUCGCAGUUAGUCUCGAUGGUACUGCAAUUUACUGUAUUGCUACAGAUCGCAAGAUCCGCGAGAUUAGGGACAGUGUCGUUCUAAGAGAAUUUGAUCUCAAUUCAAACAUGAUGAGUUUGCUAAUCGGGAAACAAAAUCCACUAGCUUUUAUUACCUGUCCAGGAGGUUCUAUUCUUUUUAUGAAGACUCCUCUUCAAGAUCCAAUCGUAUUCACUCCAUACCACGUUCAUUGCACAGACGUAACAGAUCUCGCAGUAUCUCAUCACGAGCAAGUCGUUAUUUCUGCAGCUCAAGAUGGCAGCUUGUGUUUCUGGCGGCUUAAACAAAAUGCCGGCCCAGAAGCUGUUACUUACACCAACGAAGUUUUAAUCGGUAAAGCAGAUCUUGAAGACAAGGUUCGCACUAUUGAAGAAUUAAAUACCAGAUUAAGAGAAUUGGAGACCGAGCACGCUUACAAGUUACGUCAGAUUGAAAUCGCUCAUAACGAAAAGCUCAGAGAAAUGAAUUCUGGAUACUAUGACGCGGUCCAGGAACUUCUGGCUCGCAUCGAUCAGUUGAAAGAGGACCGGCAGAAUGAGUUGAACAAAAUAAAUGUAGAAAUAGUGAAAAUGAAUGCUGAUUAUGAAAAAUCACGGCAAGAAAUGGAAAUUGAUUACAAUAAUAAACUAAUUGUCGAGUAUGAUAAGUAUCAGGCUUUGGAGAAGGCGAGCAAUGAAAUGAGGUUAGACUACGAAACCAAAAUGGCGAAGUUGCGCGAGACACUGGAACAAGAACGCGACCAGGUGGCGCUAAAGCUUGAAGCGGAGAUCUAUGAUAAGUCUUUGCAGUUAGAGGAGCUGCAAGAAGAAAUGGCGCAUGCGCUUAGAGAACAUGAAGAGGUUAAGGAACAAAUAGAACUGGAUGCUGACAGAGAGAUUGUUGAUAUCAGGACAAAGUAUGAAAGCCAAUUGUUUGAAGAGCGUCAGAGUAAUUUGAAGCUAAAAGGCGAAACUGGAGUGAUGCGCAAUCGAUAUGCGGCCUCGCAGAAAGAUAUUGAUGAACUUAAAGGGCAGGUAACGCAUUUGAAAGGUGAGCUGGUACAUUAUCAAAAAAUAGUUGCAGAUUUUGAGAAGGAUAUAAUUGAUUUGAAAACGGAAAUCAGGGAAAGGGAUUCGACGAUACAGGAAAAGGAAAAGAAAGUUAAUGAACUACAGAGAACUAAUCAUGAACUAGAGAAGUAUAAAUUUGUGCUGAACUAUAAAAUAAAGGAACUGAAGGGUCAGAUUGAACCGAGAGACGAGGAAAUUAAGGAACUCAAGCUCAAGAUUGGAGAUAUGGAGAUCGAGUUAGUGAGUAUGCACAAGAGAAAUGGGAUGCUAGAGAUCCAAGUCCUAGAGCUGAAGGAUAAAGUCGCUGGAGUGACCAAAGAAGGGGACUUGAGGGCUAGGAAGGUUAGGGAGCUUUCAAAAUUGCUGGAGAGGAUUCGUAGGGAUAUGGUUGAUGCGGUGGAUGUUCAUGACCCAAAGAUGCUAAGGAAGUUUGUCAAAGAGCUUUACCAGAAGUAUGUCGAUGAAGAUUCCAAGAAAACAGUCCAAGAGGAUGAAGAUGUCGCUUGCGAAUUCGAGAGACAGAGGGACCAGCUGGAAAGGACGGUGGAGUCGCUUAAAAAACAGGUUUAUAAGAAGUCGGCUAGAUAAUUUG
Molecule: messenger RNA, 3364 nt
Organism: Microplitis demolitor
Lineage: Eukaryota; Metazoa; Arthropoda; Insecta; Hymenoptera; Braconidae
Gene: tous
Product: cilia- and flagella-associated protein 57
Exons: 2
Coding region: 79-3360 (1093 amino acids)
Molecular function (GO): protein binding
Source: RefSeq, a predicted model, not a curated record